Amoebophrya sp. A25 is the source of this 6656-nucleotide messenger RNA. Lineage: Eukaryota; Dinophyceae; Syndiniales; Amoebophryaceae. The record is from the annotation of a GenBank genome assembly.
AAUAUCCAGACUGCAAUACUUUCUAGAAACCUGGAAGUGAUAUUCGCAAUUUCUAGAGCUCCUCUACCUUCGCCCUGUUAGACUCACCCAAUAGUGAAUACGCAUACUGCUACAGCAUUGUUGUAGUGUUAGGCUUAGAUUUUUAGCUAGCUGUGUUUCUACCGGCUCUGGGUACAUGAUCAUGAUCUGAUCGUAUGUGUUCAAUUGCAACUGUUACGACUACUCACGAUCACAGCACAAUCAUAGUCGUAUACAAGAAGUACCACUUGUGGUCAGAAGUAAGUAAUCUAGUCUUCUAUCGCCAAUAUUAGAAACAAAAAGUCUUGUCGUUGUCUACUGGAAAAAAAUGGGAGGCUCAGUCUCCUUACCAGUUGAGGAGCUCCCUCAGUCCCAACCGCCUUGGGGCCUCUUCGACGAGCGUACGAACAACAAGCCCGAUGGUUACGGUCCCAUCUUGUACAACGCUCAGUGUCGAACGGCGGAUGGAAAAUUCGCACUCAAGAAGACACUCCCCACAGGAGAGCAAUCUGGUACUUACACAAUGAUGUUGUUCAUCUUUUUUUCGAGGCUUAUAGAAUGUUGCUUCGACUGAAAAAGGCGAUCAUUAUCCCUCAUCCCUAUGGGGUAGAAGGAUGGCAUUUUUGGCAUUACAAGAUAUAAUUACGAGUCUUUGGAGGAUGGAACCACAUAUAAUGAACAGUGGUGGAGGUUUUCCUUGAGUCAUGUAAACGUGGCGGCGAUCGCGUUUGCGCUGGAUUCCGAAAGCUCAUCAAAACGCAUAUGGUUGCAGAGACGCCUGGUGGCAAGGAAUUCGAAAAGCUGGAAUUCGAAAAUAAGUACACGUGGCUCACCUGCAAACAAUACAAUUAAGGCGGGGAACAAGAAGAAUAUCAUGAAGUCGUAUACAAGAAUGAACAACGUCUCAAUCAUUAUCUUCAGUGAAACAAUCGUACACUGAAUGUGCACAAGAGCAACAUCAUGUUGAAAGUGCGAACAUAUGAUGUUCUUUUCUAUUUUAAUAAAACAAAUGACUCCAUAUUGAUGUUUUAGUAGGAGGACCUCUUCUACUAGGCAUAGAUGUCAAAUACCAUUUUUAAUAAGCAGCAAAAGUGUUCGAUUUUGCUGCAGGCUUUGACGCUUUCGCUGAGAAGAUCGGGGAGCGGAAUAAGGCUAAGAAAUCUUUUGAUCGGAGCAAGGUUGUGGUUUACGCCGAGACGCAGGUCGAUUGGCUCGCCUGUGCGCUUGCUGCGCUCUCCCGGGGUCUGCCGAUCGUCACUAUUUACGCGACGCUGGGGGAAGAUGGAGCGAAAUUCGCCAUGAACCAGACAAAAGCAGAAGUCGUCAUUUGCGAUUCCAAGCUUGUCAAAGUGCUUGUUGUUAUGCAAAAAAAUCAGCAUUCUUAUAAUCCUACCUUGAGAACUUUAGAAAUCGUCAGGGAAAUCUCAGGCAGACUGCCGAGUAGAUGCGCAUCAUCAUCAUAGUCCUACCUUGAAGAUAAAAAUCAAUAUUGAGAGUCUUGGAGUCUAGUGCAGGUCUAUCUUGCGCAAUUUUUUUUAUAUCUCAGCCUAUGAUCUUCAUAACGGUUCAUCUUUUAUUUUUGUAGCCGCUUCACUUCAUAAAAAAUAGAUUCAUCAAUGCGUCAAUCAAUCAAUCAAUCAAUCAAAGUCCUCUAUCUUUGUUUUGGAAUUCAACUUCGAGUUAUUGUCCCAGUGAUAAAAUUUCUCUCUUCUUCAUACUGCCGAUUGCGAAGGAUUUGCCAAACCUGAAGUACGUGAUUACAAUGGGCGGCGCGGGCGGGAUGGGUCAAGCAAUUGACGCCUCAAUUUUGGCGAAAUUGCCGCCAACGGUCAAAGUAACCAGCGUCUCCGAUUGCAUCUCGAACGGGGCAGCGUUAAGGGGUGAUACCGAAGAUUACAUGACGCCCACGCCAGAUGAUCUUGCGGUCAUCAUGUACACGUCAGGUAGAACCUUGUUUUAUAACACACGAUCGCCUUCCACCUAGCAUGACGUCGUGAAUCUGUUUUAGGACUAUCAUACACUGCUACACCUACAGCUUCUCUUCAAAAAAUAAUACUACUGUUUCUUAGUGGUUGACGAGUCCUCCCUAUAGCUAUAAUCAUCCGUUCCUUAUCAUACACUGUUACCGCUUCAAAAAUAUGAUGAAUAACAUUUUUUUACUAGGUACAACGGGUCCACCGAAGGGCGUGAUGAUGUCACAUGGAAAUUUUGUUGCAUGCAUCGUUUCCGCAACGCGGUGUCUGUCGAUUCUGAAGCUGGACGAAUGCCCGCCUGGGGUUACCGGAGGAUUACCCGAUCAAGUAGAUUAACUACAUCUUUUUAUGUGUGAGUAAGUAUUUGAAUGCUUAGAGGCAAAGACCCUCGAUGAAGUACAAGAAGCUCAUAUUUUCUAGUAGUCUUACUAGUCACUAGUAGAACAAGAAACUACUUUCAUGAAAGUCUGUUUUUCUGAGGAAACAAAAUUGAAGCAGCAGCGGUCAGCGCGCGUCGCGUGUGCUUCUUUUCAAAUAGUAAUCUCAUUGUAGAAUUCUCGCAAAGUAGUCUUCUUGGAGCAUUUUUCUCUUUUUUGGUUGACGUAGUCAAUCAACGGCGGCGAAAUUGAACUAUGAAAAGGGCGCGAAGACAGUACCGAAUCGGUGCCUUUCUUGCAGGGCGGAAGACGGGGGCCCCGCAGCUCCCGGCAGCCUCCCAGAUAAUGUAAAAUUUAGAUAUUUCAUCCACCUGCUAGUACUUCUGAAAAUGACUGUGAACAACGCAGCAAUCAGAAGCAUUGAAGAAUACAUUUUCAGUUUUGACAGGGUCUCACGACAAGAUGCCAUAGUAGAAGUUGAAAGUAAUUUUACAACUAUACAUGGAGAAUUUCUAGAGUGUAGAAAAACAAGGACAAAAACAAAAGUUACUCUGACACAGUGAUAACGAGUGAGGGCAAAACGACUACAACUACACCACUUCACGUGUGCCGACUGCGUGCGACCAUAAUAAUCGAUUAGUCAUCUGUGUGCCCGUGCGACCAGAAUAGUUGAGUAGUGUGGAGAGUAGAAGGCUCCACGCGAUCAGUUGCAGCGACGCCCCAAUUAUUUUCUAAACACACAACAUUCUUAUGUUUUCGCUUCAAACAAGUUGUCAUUACCAUGACCGGUAUUAGCUAUCGCUACGUAACCGUCAUCACAACUACAGUAAUUCGAGCAAGUGCAAGUCCUACGACGUUGCUUGAUGAUAAAAAGACCCCUGCUUACUCGGCAUAGUCUGGCAAGGCGGGUGGAUAAACUCAAUGCUCUUCCUAUAGAGAAUGCGAACAGUUUCUGCACCAAUUCAUCAAGAAUUCACACGAAGAACGCUGGCCCAACUCCUAUCUUAUCUUCCGCUGUCCUAUCUAUGAAUAACCAACAACCUCCACCAUCGAUCUACUCACAACCAUCAAUUGAUUCUUGCACAUCCAUUAAUUCACAAGAACUACAAUAACAGGUAUUUAUGGCAUGUCUUCCGAUGGCACACAUCAUGGAACUGGCAGUGGAGGUGGUUUGCAUCAAUAAGGGCGUCGCUUUAGCAUACGGAAGUCCACAUACCCUCACACCAGCUGGCGUCAAGUUAAGGCUCCUUUUCUACUUGUCGCCCUUUCGGAAACACACUAGUCCAUAUUAAAUCCAAUACUUCUGUGUUUGAUCAAGAUCAUCAGCACCCUUCGGCUUAACCAAGCGACAUUUAAUGUUGCAUGAACGGCACGUACUUCAAAUGAACAGGAAAACUAACACGAAAUUAUGCGUUCUUGUAUACUAAAUGUAACUUAUGGUACUGCUUGCUUCUAAUUUGGCUGAAAGUGCCAGAGUCGAAGGGUGACGCAGAAUUAGCGCAACCGACGUUCAUGGUUCUGCCGCCUGCGGUCUUGGAAAAGGUUUACGCGAAGAUCAUGGAAGGCGCGAAUGCAAAAUGGUAUACGGUUACUUUUUCCCUCAUAUCCUAGGUUUAUCCCAUCAAACAGGGUAUGCAACAAUCGUUGCACACGACACUACCUCCUCCACUAAUGUGCUGUUCCUUCAAUGUUGUUUAGUACUGCAAUGUUUACACGUCACGAACACGGACUCAACACAAUGAACAGGAUUUCGAGUUGGCUCUUUAACUACGCUUUGGAGCAGGGUGACCGCAGUAUUGCAACUGGAGAGGGUAUCGGCGCGUCGAAAAUCGCAAAUUCCAUCGUUUUUGCGAAGCCGCAGGCGCUACUAGGUGGUCGUCUCAAAGCCAUCGGUUCCGGUUCUGCGCCUCUUUCUGCGGAACUCCACAAAGCGCUCCAAACCAUCUUCAGCUGCCCGAUUAGGAUCGGUUACGGGCUCACGGAGACGAUGGCAAUCGCAGUGGUAGGCGAAUGGCCCGAUAUGGACUUCGGCGUGUGCGGACCACCAACGGAAAGCUGCAUGCUGCGACUCGCGGACUGGCCAGAUGGAAACUACCUCAACGCGGACGUUUUCAACAAGGCCGUUGUUAUGAAAGACAAAGACGAUUACUUACUUGUUCAAAUAAGUUGUCCUGCUCUGAGUAAUUUUUGGAUUCAUCCCUUCUUGACUCGUGGCCGCAGACCGAUCGAAAACAGAUCUAGAAGUUUAGACUCAUACUACAAUCAUCGUAGGAGAAGACUCUGUCAGUCUCACAUGAUGUCGUGUUGCUGUCGUGUAGAACAAGGAAGUGUUGGUGGUAGACACUCUCUGUUCGCAUACAUCAUUCUUAUCUUCUUCUCUAAUGUCCGCAUGCCGCGUGGCGAAGUUUUGAUUGGGGGACCUCUGGUUACAUUGGGAUACUACCAAGACCCGUCCAAUCCAGACCCGGAGCUGGUCAAGAAAAACAAAGAAGAAUACGUGGAAAUGAAUGGUGCAAGGUGGUUUCGCACAGGAGAUAUCGGGCAGAUCAACAGGAACGGCGUCCUGCAAAUCAUUGUUAUGGAGUCACUGUAAUGAAGGUGAAUAAGAUUGUAGCAGUGGCAGUUGCUAGACUGUUGUUAUCUCGUUACAUCAUGAGCCCAUCCUCCAUCUGUAUAGAGAAAGAAGAGGCACACGUGCUGGGGUGUUUUAGAUACACUCGGUCGUCUGAGCGACGAAGAAGUACUACUUGAAAUGUCGACCAUGUUGUAGAUGAUCAUUGUUUUUCGUGCACGCACACCCAUUCUUUCUAAUCCCGAUCGCAAGAAAGAUUUGUGGAAAGGUCCGCAGGGUGAGUACGUGGCUUUGUCGAAGAUUGAGAAUAUUAUGAAGCUACUACCCUUCGUGGAUAACGCAAUGAUGUACGGAAAAACGGGUGGAGCCUUCCCGGUCCUAUUCGUGGUGCCAAACGAAAAAGCGCUCGCAGCGAUUGCGGCUGAAUGUGGCAGCAGCGCAUCCGGACUCGAAGCUCUGUGCACUGACGCGAAGGUAAUCGGUUCUGUACAGAGCAAUAUGGAGAUGGAGAUCAUUCAAGCUAGCGGAGCCACUAUUUGACUCGUCACUGAAUGACUUUUUUUGCACAAGAACUUUAGUACGACGGUGUAUAUACCCAGAAUACUAUUUGUGAACGAAUUAAUAUACACAAAAUUUUUGACUUCUUACAGCCUGAUGACUGUACAUUGUCAUUAUAGUUGUAGAACAAGUCGAUCCUGAUAACUAAAUGUCAAACUUGAUGAAACUCAAGGUUGCUGAAGCGGUGAAGACAAAGGUAAACGCUCACUGCAAGGAGGCGAAAAUGGUUGCUUUCGAGUUUCCUCAGAAAAUCCACCUAUGCAAAGAUGUCUGGGCUCCGGAGAUCAACGAACUGUUAACGGCACAGCUGAAAUUGAAGCGACCACAAAUCGUCGCUUUUUACAAAAAUGAAAUUGACAAGAUGUACGCCUGAUCAUCUGCUUUACAACAUGUCUACUGGUAAUGAUGUUGUCAUAGUCCACCUGAUUUUUUUGAGGUGGGCCUUGGCCCUCGACGGAACGGAAGAGGAUUUAAGUCAGGCAAACCCUUAUAACUACACUAGAAGUAUCGAAAAAAUAAUAACUCCGCCCAGAACGCGUGUCUAUGAUAUCUCGCCCUUGACUAUAAUCGCAAUCUAGUUCCUUCACAUUUCUACUUUAUUCAUCAACAAUGACACGAUGAUCAUGAUCACUCCUAAUACUACGUCUCACAACUUUUCUGCAUCCAUGGGAUGUCGAUAGUAAUCAAAUUGUCACCAAGUCUGAAAAAAGCCAAAGCAAGCCUUGUAUUUUUUGAUUAACAUCUUGCUAAUUCAUCUGAGUACGCUGAUAGGUGCGCAUAAGUAGUCCUAACUACUUUAGUCAAAAGAACAGAAUUAAAGGAUUAAACUCCUUGAGGUGGGUAUCUCAUUGCAAUGUACAUUUACGCCUUUUGAAUUAUUCACUCUGAGCCUCGUAUUGGAACAGCAAACCACGCAGCUAUCAUCAAAAGUUUUAAACUCCUAGAGUCUGUCUACAGGUCCCCGCUGCACUAACACGACAAAAGAACCACGCGGUUCCUGCUCUGCACACGCACCCAUCUCUUGUACAAGUUGAAAAAAACCAAGGGAGGUCUGCUUUUCCAUAUAGUUGAUCACUCAUAAUUAUUCAGAAUACGUGUAUUGGAAAAACGUGAUCUACUGAAGUCCACAUGUUGGAUGCAAUGGAGAUAUUACACGAG